AAUUAUAAGCUCAACACAAUUAAGGUGAAUACCAAGAAUGGAGAUUGUUGGGCAAAGCAAGAAGCAAGUAAGCUCAUUAUGCAGCCCACAAUUCUUUCAGGCGAAAGAAAGAAGAGAACCAGCACCAGAUUUGACUACUCAGAAGAAGCCAGGAGGAUGGAAAGCCAUGCCUUACAUUUUAGGAAAUGAGAGCUGCGAAAGACUGGCCAGUUUUGGUAUGUUAGCAAACUUCAUGGUGUACUUUCUGAAAGUGUAUCACAUGGAUCUAGCCACCGCGGCAAAUGUCCUCAACAUCUGGAAUGGCGUUACGAAUUUUGCACCUUUGAUUGGAGCUUUCAUUUCUGAUGCUUUUCUCGGAAAAUUCAAGACCAUCGCUAUUGCAUCCUUCGCUGCACUUCUUGGACAAAUAACGAUGACGUUGACUGCAUGGGAAUCGCAUCUGCAUCCUCCAUCAUGCAACCCACAACAGCAAUUACUUGGGCAAUGCAAAAGCCCAAACAAACUCAAUAUGGGUAUCUUGUUAUUGGGCCUGGGCUUACUCUCUAUCGGAUCCGGAGGAAUCAGGCCUUGUAGCAUCCCAUUCGGGGUUGAUCAAUUCGAUCCAACAACUGAACAAGGCGUAAGAGGGAUUGCCAGUUUUUAUAACUGGUACUAUGCAUCCUUAGUUGUGAUUCAACUCAUAAUUUUAACACUGGUGGUGUACAUCCAGAGCAACGUCAGUUGGGUUCUAGGCUUUGGGAUACCUACCAUUCUAAUGUCCUGCUCCAUUGUCAUUUUCUUUGCUGGGAAAAGAAUUUACGUCCACCAGAAGCCUGAGGGAAGUAUCUUUUCCAGUAUUGGGCAAGUGCUUGUUGCUGCUUGUCGUAAGCGCCGGAUUAGAAUUCCGGUAGAUGGAGAGGCGGGUCGGACCUUUUUCGAUCCUCCAUUGAAGGAAACUAUAUUGUUCAAGCUCCCUCUUACCAAUCAGUUCAGGUUCUUGUGCAAGGCUGCUAUAAUAGAGGAAAACGACCUGAAUCCGGAUGGUUCCUGUGCAAAUCCAUGGAGGCUAUGCAGCAUUCAACAAGUGGAAGAAGUGAAAUGCCUAGUGAAGAUAAUCCCAAUAUGGUCGACAGGUCUUAUUGGUCUCAUCUCAAUAGCACAACAAACUACAUUUACCAUAUCACAAGCCUUGAUGAUGGACAGACACCUCGGACCCAAUUUUGAAGUCCCAGCAGGAACAAUUAUUGUGAUAUCAAUGCUCACAAUCGGGCUAUGGAUCCCAUUCUACGACAGAAUCAUCGUUCCGUUCCUUAGAAAACGCACCAAACAAGGUGGAAUCACACUUCUGCAGAGGAUGGGAAUUGGGUUGAUAUUCUCAGUUGUAUCAAUGGUGGUUGCAGGAUUGAUUGAGAGGGCGCGAAGAGAUUCCGCGAAUUCUCACCCGCAGCCUCUUGGGAUUUCACCAAUGUCAGUCUUUUGGUUGUCUCCGCCACUUAUCCUUCUGGGCUUCUGCGAGGCGUUCUAUGUCAUUGGACAACUUGAAUUUUACAAUACAGAGUUCCCAGAGCACAUGAGAAGCAUUGGCAACUCCGUUUUUUUCUGCUCUGCUGCUGGUGCAAGCUACCUUAGCAGCUUCAUGAUCUCGAUCGUGCAUCGAACCACGGGAACAAGUACUAAACCCAACUGGCUAGCAAAUGAUCUAAAUCAAGGCAGAUUAGACUAUUUCUACUUCCUUUUGGCCGGGAUCGGGUUCUUGAAUGUCAUUUAUUACUUGGUUUGCGCUCGCCGAUAUCGUUACAAAGCUGUUGUACCAUUGAAAGAUGAAGCCAAGGAUGAUGGUCGUGGUGAGCUGAGCUCAUUCGCAGUAUAAAGUUGAUAGGGAAGCAUAAGCAUCACGCUGCUUUAAUGCCAGUUAUAGUAGGGUAUGCAAUAUCCAUGUUUUUUCUUUUAACUUCUUGUACUUAUUAAAUAAGAAGAAAUACACCUAAAAGGGUAUGCAACGCCAAUAUCCAUGUUUUUUCUUUUAA
Messenger RNA from Tripterygium wilfordii, 2006 nucleotides. RefSeq names its product protein NRT1/ PTR FAMILY 2.13-like. The record is from RefSeq and is a predicted model, not a curated record. Gene Ontology annotation, biological process: transmembrane transport. NCBI's taxonomy places the organism in Eukaryota, Viridiplantae, Streptophyta, Magnoliopsida, Celastrales, Celastraceae. The transcript is spliced from 4 exons. The coding region runs from base 38 to 1849 and encodes 603 amino acids. Gene Ontology annotation, cellular component: plasma membrane. Gene Ontology annotation, molecular function: transmembrane transporter activity.